This is a messenger RNA of Exophiala aquamarina CBS 119918, 4056 nucleotides long. RefSeq lists its product as uncharacterized. NCBI's taxonomy places the organism in Eukaryota, Fungi, Ascomycota, Eurotiomycetes, Chaetothyriales, Herpotrichiellaceae. The transcript is spliced from 2 exons. Gene Ontology annotation, biological process: protein polyubiquitination. The coding region runs from base 1 to 4056 and encodes 1351 amino acids. Gene Ontology annotation, molecular function: ubiquitin conjugating enzyme activity. Gene Ontology annotation, cellular component: nucleus. The record is from RefSeq and is a predicted model, not a curated record.
AUGGAUUUGACACUCGGCGAUGCCAAAUUAGCCGAUCUAGCCAUCAAGGGUGUGCUCACCCUCUAUGUUGUGCCGCGACAGUCGUCGGUUGAAGAUAAGAACUUGCAAGGCAAGGACGGCAUGUUCACCGCCGCCUCACACUGGGAGCUGCCAUCUCAAACCCAGUCCCCACGGGCAAUGGCGGCGGUGUUGGCAUCACUUCGUGUUUUUGCUCACAUCAUUGGUUCUGAAGAAUACGAUGACGUCCGCCAGAAUGAGAUCCUUCGUGUGGUGCAUCUCCUUACUCGAUUUCCUCCGACUGUCCGUGCCGUACAUAUCUUGAUGGAUGGGAAAACACUACAGGCCAACGAAAGCGCUGCGUUGGUUCAGAGUCUUGGAGCUGUUGCUGAAGAACUGAUUCCUAUGGCUCUUAUCUCGAAUGAUAUGACACGUUGCCUGGAAGGUGCCAGACUGGUUCUCGGCUUGAUCCUCCAUCGAGCUGAGGUGCAUCUGGCCAAACAAAUCGGAGCCGCAGAUGGCCGUUUAACAAAUCCUAAACUUCCAUACAUCACCGCAUACCGCACUAUCGACUUGAGAGAUAUCAAGACAAUGGAGCCAAUUACCGAGCCAGCGUUGACAAAUCUGGGCUUGGUCAACAAAAGCGUGUUCAAUGCUUUCUCCUCUUCAGAUAUUCUCAGAGAUAGUCCUGCUUGCUAUCUCACUCGUUGUGACGACAGUGAUGAACAGCGUCUCCGUGUGAGCUUACUAUAUGGAGGGGCGACUCUUGAAGCCUCCUUCUACGAAGCGAAUGCCUUAGGAGAGGCAUUUCACCAAGGUGCUAGCUCCGAUAACCUUAGCGUCGCCCUCGAUCUCAAAUCUUACUCCAUGGAUAUUCAGUACCUCGCAUCGAUGUGUGGAGAAACAAAACUUGUCGUUGUUGCUCCCCGUCAACUCUCGGGUGCAACGACUCCGAGUCUAACCUUAGAUCGAUAUGGCAAGAUGGCAGUUUACACUGGUCGCGCCGCAUGUGCCGCACCAGGUCAAGAUCAUUCAGUGUUCCACCCGCUAACAGGAGACGAUGAGACCGUGGAUGUGAAUAUCAUUGCUCAAAAUCUGGAACCAAUCAUCAAGGCCCGUGAGUUGGAUGGUACAAACGUCUUCGAUCUGUUUAGCCCUGCGUUUCGCCGUAAGGAUGCCGCCCUCCCCACGGAAUUAAUUGUCUUCUGCGUGGACUGCAGCUAUAGCAUGAAAAGCUCUUCUGAUUUCGCAGAGCUCAAUGACGAUGACUCUGCACCAGGUCCAUCAGAGUCGAGUGAGAAGCCUGAUUUGGACCUAGUUCUCGAAGACGAAGACGAUUCUAGUGUUACAUUGGAUGAGGUCAAGACUUGGCUGAAAUCCCACGAGUCGUAUGAGGACAUCCUUGAGAUUGUUUACUUUGACCGUGGCUUCAAUAAGUUGCAAGCAGCCAAAGAAGUCAUUACAUUUCUCCGCACGCUCACUGGCCGCCACCUUACACAUCUUGCUCAGAAACAGAAAAGCGUCUCCCGUUGGGCGACGUACACAUAUUCACGUAAAGCGUCAACACAAGAGCUAAGCAGAACGAGAAGAGUUUUCACAGGCUUGAGCAUUCAUGAAGAAUCACUGGCACAUUUCCUCGCCUUCACCGUUGGAAGUCCUGAUUUUGCUGCAAAGGAUUUUAGCUGGAAUUAUGGUGACCCCAUCCCACAAACUGCGAAGAAGGUCCCGGGGAGCGCUGUCGACCUGGGACAAUUCUACAUUAUUCCCGAAGAAUACUUAUGCUCCAUUAGCCAGCAUGUUUUCGAGGAUCCUGUGAGAACUGUCGAUGGGUUUACGUUUGAUCGAAAAGCGAUUGAAAGAUGGUAUCGUAUUCGAAAAACUUCUCCUUUGACAGGAUUAGCUAUCCAGGACACAACACUCCGGCACAACGAGUUGUUGGCAAAUCAAAUCAAGGCGUGGGUAAAAGCUGACGAUGUUAUUCAAUCCUUGCCGUCCACACCCAAACGAACUCGACUCGGUAUUCGCCAAACAAAGGCAGUAAUCGAAUUUGUUGCCCCAGGCGUCCGCUUCGCGAGAGAAGUACCUGCGACCGCAUCUCUCUUGGAUCUGCACAAGAUUGCAUUCCGAGGUAUGCGCGGCAUGUACGCUGAUUUUGCUUUAUACAUGGGUAGUGUACGUUUGAUCUGUUGUGAAGAAAACAUAGCUGCCAAGGGGGUGAUGGGGAAUCAAACCAUCACGAUUGUUCCAAACCAUGACCCUCAAGAUAUCACCUCUGCAAAUGCAGCGGUUGAUGAUAUGUGCCUUGUCCAAGUAUAUGCAAGCCAUAGCCCUGCGGUGCUGAGGUUCAACUACUGGAUCCCCACUCACUCGCAGCUCACGAUCGGCUCAAUCUUGUUCCGUCAGUGGAGGUAUGACCAGAAAACGAGAUACAGGGGAUCCAAGCUAGACAAGACUGUUUGGAGCGAUCUCAAGGACGGUGGGGAUGGAAUUUGUUUUGGAUCUACGCACACCCAUUGGUCAAGCUUAUCGAAAGUAGCUGCGGAACUCCCACGCGUACGCAUUCGAGAGGAUGAACCAUUGUACGAACGUCUAAAAGAUUUGGCAACUAAGAAGGACACCGACUCGUUGAUGGAUUUACUGGAAGCUAGCAACGAAGACCCUGCCAGUAGCGACCAGUAUGGCCGCCAUCGAGUUUUGAAGAUUCGUCUUUACGACUAUGUCGACCCAAAGAGCAGUGACAAAGCAAAAGCCACGAAGCAGAAGAUUCUGUCCAGAAUGUCUGUUACUAAGCAAGUCUUUAGUGCGUUUAUCAAUCGACUUAUUGCCUAUAAUUUCCCAACGAACGUGGGACUGGUGACCUUUGGCACGACAGCUAGAGUGUCUCAGGAUGUGACAGAUGUGAUAGAGAACUUCAGGCAGGCUGUGGAGAAAAUGGAGCCGGAGGGUGACACAGCCUUAUGGGAUGCUCUUGGGCUGGCAGCUGACCAUCUUGUGGAUGUUGCUAAACGCUAUCCAAGCAUCAAAAAGAGAGUUAUCUGCCUUUCCGAUGGGGAAGAUACCUCGUCAAUCAAAGCUGUUGGAGAUGUGGUGCGGAUGCUGAUGCGGCACGAUAUAGUUGUUGAUUCUGUGUGCAUCGGUGAUGAGGAUAACUCAGCUUUGAGGACCGUCUCAUAUUGUACCGGCGGGUACCGGUUCGUUCCCAACACGAUUGAGGAAGCUUCUGUACUGUGUGAGCUGGAACCAGUCCUAUCGAUUUACGAACGACCAAUCGUAUCUCGACAAUCACUAUUCUUCCUGACCAAUUUUUCACAACUCAGCUAUCGAGCUAAGCCUAACCCUGUUACGCGAGAUGAGUUCCCUGCACGAAGAACACACGACAAUUUGAGGGACACAUUUGUUCAGAUUGGGCAGUUCGAGAGGAUUGCCACCCAACAACUGUCACAGUCAUCGAUUGCUGCAACGACCUCGAUUCGUUCAAGAAGACUACUUUUGGAGAUUCGUGACAUUGCUGCUCAUCCCCACCCCUCUUACGAUGUGUAUGUCUCCGAGACCAACAUUGGAUUUUGGAAAGUGGUACUUGAAGGUCCGAAUCACUCUGCAUAUGCAUCAGGAGUUUUUGUCAUGUAUCUUGCCAUGGAGGAUGAGUAUCCUCGACGCCCUCCACAAGGCCGUUUUGUCACCCCAGUGUUUCAUCCAAAUGUAAAUAGACAUGGCCGAAUAUGCCAUUCGAUCUUCGACCGCAAUUGGACCGUCGACACGACCAACAAACAAAUCCUCGACACCGUCUUCGGGCUCCUACUUGUCCCCGAGUUCAGUGACCCUAUCAAUACUGUUGUCACAUUGAACUACUACUGGGACGAAGUCGCUUUCAAGGACGAGGUGCAAAAGCAUAUCUGCAAGUACGCGAACAAAUCCAGGCGGGUGCUCGGCGCCGAGAUCCUGGGAGAGGGUAGCAGCAACUCAGAGAAUGCAACUACAAACAGCAGGGACAGUGGCGGUGCUCCUGCACCGAGAGGGAACCAAGACACCAAUGCACGAGAGUCUUUUGGCACGGGCUAG